GACGCAUGCGCACAGCCCGGGCUGAGCGGUUAGGCCGCGCGCUCCGUCCGAGUUAACGGUCCUGAGUCAACGGCCCCGAGUCUGCGGCGUCCAACCGCCACCCACAGCCCGGGGAGACCCAGGAGAGUCGGCCCCGGCAUCGAGCCCGGGAGAGCCGACCCCGUCAGCCCGGGUAGACCCUGCCAGCCCGAGCAGUUCUUUUUUCUUAUAAGAAGAAAAAAAAAAGAACCCAAGACCGAGCUCUCUCUCCUCCAGUGUGACAGCCCAGGCCUGCCAAGGGGCAGCGCUGCCGUCUCCUGAGUCCCUUCUGAGAGAGCAGCUGAGGGGAAGAGACCGCCACACAGUCUGCAGCCCCUUCCCUUCCCCUGCCUCCCUCCCUCAAACUGCUGUCAGCACAAACAUGCGGCUUCUGAAGCGAAUCAAACCUCGGGUGUCAUCGGAGCAGUGACAGGGAGAUGUCAGCCAGAGAGUUGAGCAUGAGCCUUGUACAGUGAUCUAAGAUUUGAAGCAUGCCAUCUCAAUUUGAUAACUCUCCACAGUCUUUCAGAUCUGUUGUAAGGUUCUAAAUGAUGCUUCUUGAACCGUGAUUCAGGUUUGUGGCUUUGUUCUCCUGGAGAGAUUUUGUGCGGGUAUUGGACCCCAGAAUAGUUUGUUAGCCUGUCUUUUAAACAGUGGUGGCACGCUAUUAAGGCUUAAGCGUGAAAGAUUUGGUCAGAUUUUCCUCUUGUUUAACAGUGACCUGCUUAGUGUUCAAUAUAUCCACUGGAGUUGGCAAUAAGAACAAGAGGCUGAAACUAAAAAGGGCUUAAUCGGAAACUUUUUCUCAACAAACGCAUUGCACUUUACUGUGUGUUGAACACACAGUUUAAUCUCAAUACUUAGAUGCUAUCCACGUUAUGAAUUCAAGAGUAAUAGGGAAGUUUACAGGUGACAAAUGUUGUCUUCUCUGUGAUAUCAAAGUAUGUAGAGUACAAAGCAGAAUAUGGGAAAGUGGGAACAAAAUGAGAGGAGUAGAGUUUUAACUGGAUGCUAAAUUUUGUAUUUUUACAGUUAACAGUAUUUGUUUUGAUGGAAUUUCCAAAGCUUGCCUUUAGCUGCCAUUGAAUUACAAAGUUAUUUAUUUGAUAUGUCAGUGGUGUUGGGAUCAGUGUCAGUAAAUGUUGUUGAUCUAUGUCAGAUGAUAUUUUAAAUUGUGACCUGCUGUGUUAAUUGUGUUUGGAUAGUCUUAAUUUCCUUUUGAAGCUGACAUUUUGUUCCCUUUUGAAGAUUUGUAAUUGAAGAGAUCUCACUGUGAACUUAUUUUGAGCAGAAAUUAAAAUUAAUCAAUUAAUAUUUCAUUUAUGUUUUUAGCGGGAUGGAAAUUGUUCAAAGUCAGACCCAGAGUGUUGUACAUGUAGUUUAGGCUUGUCACGGCAAACCGAUUGGUGUUUGUGUUAGUUUUGUAUACCCCUAUGGUAAAACAAAUAGAUUUUUAAUAUAUAUAAAAAGGCUGUUGAUAUCAGAUCCUUUCUUCCUGGGUUUCUCUCACGGUCUUCUUCUGACGUCUUACCUGCUUUCUCUAUACAAUGCGUUUGACAUCACUGCUACCCCUCUUCCGGCCUGCUCUUCCCCUGAUCCUGGGGCUCUCCUUGGGCUGCAGCCUGAGUUUGCUGCGAGUCUCCUGGAGCCAGGGAAAUGGGGACGAGUCGUGCAUGGAUGUCGGGGAGAGCAGGGGGCUGCCCCACAACCAUGGACACCUGGGAGCUGGCGCUGAGGCGAGGGAGCUUGGUGACAACAAGGAGUAUGAGCCAAGGAUAGUCCCAUAUUAUAAGGACCCCAACAAGCCACACAAGAAAGUGCUGAGAACCCGUUACAUCCAUACAGAAUUGGGAAUCCGUGAUCGCCUGUUCGUUGGGGUUCUGACAUCUAAAGCUACCUUGAACACAAUGGCUGUAUCUGUGAAUCGGACAGUAGCCCACCACUUUAGCAGGCUGGUUUACUUCACUGGGUUCCGCAACACCAAGAUCCCACAUGGUAUGCAGAUAGUAUCCCACGGAGACGACCGACCUGUGUGGCUGAUGUACCAGACCAUCCAGUACAUCUAUGAACAUUACGGCAAUGAGUUUGACUGGUUUUACUUGACUCAGGACAACACAUACACUGAGGCGGAGCGCAUCAAGUCUCUCAUUUCUCACCUGAGCAUUAACAACGACCUGUAUUUGGGACGGGCGGAAGAGUUCAUCGGUGGCGACCUUGACUCCCGCUACUGCCACGGCGGCUACGGCUAUGUGUUGUCUCGAAGCGUCCUCAUCAAGCUUCAGCCGUACCUGGACAGCUGCCGCAAUGAUAUCCUGAGUGCGCGGCCAGACGAGUGGCUUGGUCGCUGCAUCAUCGACUUUGUUGGCAUCAGCUGCAUUGACAAGCACAAGGAUGUGCACUACCGCUCCUUCCAGCUGGGCAAAAAUACAGACCCGGAUAAAGAGGACAGUGGCGAAUUCACAAAGGCCUUCACUGUUCAUCUGGUGUCAGACCCUACACUUAUGUAUCGCCUUCAUCGCCGAUUCAGUGAACUUGAACUGGAAAAAACGUACCGGGAAAUCAAAGAGCUACAGAUGGAAAUAAGGAACCUGAGUAAACUGACGCCGGACGAGGAGAUGGGAGCAACUUGGCCGAUUGGCAUCAACCCGCCGUUCAAGCCCAAGACCCGGUUUGAGGUGUUGAGCUGGGACUAUUUCACGGAGGAGCAGAUUUACUCCUGCGUCGAGGGCUCCCCCAAGUGCGAGCUACGUGGUGUCAACAAGGCAGACGUCAGUGACAUUGUGGAGACGGCCAUGCGGCAGCUGAACGAGAGGUACCAACCCCUGCUGCACUUCCGCAAGCGGCAGCUGCUGAACGGUUACCGCCGCUUCGACCCCACACGUGGCAUGGAGUACACCCUGGACCUGGUGCUGGAUGCUCACACAGAGAAGGGCUACAGCCGGCCCAUCGCCAAGAGGGUUAGUCUGCUGCGGCCGCUCGGCAGCGUGGAGAUCAUCCCCAUGCCCUACGUGACCGAGGCCACCCGGGUCCAGGUGAUCUUGCCUCUGACCGUGCACGAGCAGGACUUUGUGGGCAACUUCCUGGAAGCUUACUCGAUGAACGCCCUGGACUUGCACGAUAACGUGCUGCUGACCUUCCUCUUCAUCUAUGACCCCUUUGAUGCCCAGCGCGUCAGCCAGAAUGACAUCUUCGCCAAUGUCAAGUCCUCCAUCGCCGAGAUCGAGAAGCGGUACACCGAUGUGAAAAUCCCGUGGAUAAGCGUCAAGACCGACGUUCCUUCCCAGAUUAAGAUCAUGGACAUAAUUUCCAAGAAGCACCCUGUAGACGCCCUGUUCUUCAUCGCCAGUGUCUGGACCGAGAUCAACGGGGAGUUCCUCAACCGUUGCCGGAUGAACACCAUCAACAAUUGGCAGGUCUUCUUCCCCAUCCACUUCCAGGAGUACAACCCUGCCAUCGUGUACCGGGAGCAGCAGACGCCCUCGUCUGCCGAGUUUGUGAAGGACGGCCACUUUGACCGGCGCACCUUCGGUGAGGCCUGCUUCUUCAACUCUGACUACAUGGCGGCACGUACCAAGAUGGCGGCUGACAUCCUCGACAGCGACGAGAUGCUGGAAAUCAUGGAGGUGUACGAUGUCUUCAUCAAGUACUCGGGCCUGCAUGUCUUCCGGCCGGUGGAGCCGGCCCUGGUGCAGAAGUACAGCUACCGAACGUGCAACCCGCGGCUUAGCGAGGAGCUCUACCACCGCUGCAUGCUCAGCAAUUUGGAGGGGCUGGCGUCGCGCUCCCAGUUGGCCCUAGCCAUGUUCGAGCAGGAGCAGGCUAACAGCACUUAGAUCUGAGACAGGGACUAACGUAAGACUUAUCUGUGCAGUAUGUUAUUAGAAAAACCUGUUGCUUCGGCUACUGUAGUUUGGCUUUUAGCCACUGGGACCUGGGUUCAAAUUGUAAAGUUAUGGAGCUGUACAACAUGGAAACAGGCCCUUCGGCUAACCUUGCCGACUAAGUUGGCAUAUUGGGCAGGUCCCAUUUGCCUGCAUUUGGCCCGUAUCCCUCUAAACACUUCCUAUCCAUAUAUCUGUCCAAUUGUCUUUUAAAAGUCAUAAUUUUACCCGUUCUAUAGCUUCCUCUGGCAGCUCAUUCCAGAUACGGACUUCUUCUCAGUGAAAACGUUGCCUCUGAGGUCACUAUUAAAUCUCUCCCCUCUCAUCUUUUCGAAUCCUGGAGAAAAGACUGAGAGUUCACUUUUCUCUGCCCUUCAUGAUCUUGUUCAUCUCAAAAGGUCACCCCUCAGCCACUGCCUUUUUCAAGUCUGUCCUUCAAAAAGAAGUUGUGGAGACAGGCCUCAUUUAAAGUCCAAUCUAAUCCCAGAUUGGUUCAUUCUAAGCAGGCACAAUCGAUCAAGGGAUAGCUUGUUUAGUUUCCUUUGCAGUCUAUUCAUUUAAAAAAUGCAAACUUAGCAUCACCCAGUCUCUGAUGAAUGGUUUGCCUCUUCUUAACCCAAACUAUCUACAGUCAUGGUGACUGUGCCCUGGGUGUGAAGUGCACCAUUCUCCACCCAGGGCUUGUUCUGUCGAUGGGUGUGCAUUGGGGACAGAUUUGGCAACAUUCCGUGUCUCAGGCGCAUUGCCUGCUUGUUCCUUCAAUUUAGCAAAUCAGCUGAGAAGCAAAAUAUCCAGCAAGGAUCUUGCUUUUAAAAGGUGCCUGAGGAGAGAAAGCUUUCAGCCCCACUGCAACCACUUCUCUCGCAAAUUCUGUACACUCUCCCUACCGUCCUCUACCCAUUCAUUUAAUCUUUUACAGACCUGAUCCCUUCACUCUAUCAUCCGUUCAACCCAUUCAUCUUGGUGGUUGUUCAGUGGUUACAUUGCUGGACUAGGAACUAGAAGCCUGGACUAAUCAAGAGACUGAUAUUCAAAGAACGUAGAACAGAUCAUAGUAACAGGCCCUUGGGCCCACAAAGUCUCUGCUGAACAUGAUGCCAAGUUAAUCUCUGCCUACAGGUAAUGCAUAUCCCUCCAUUCCCUGCAUAUCCAUAUUGCUAUAUAAAAGCCUCUUACACAUCUCGUGUAUACCUGCGUCCACCACCUCCCCUGGCAGCACAUUCCAGGCACCCAACACUCUUUAUGUGAAAACAUACCCUUUAAACUUUCCCCCUCUCACCUUAAAGAUAGGCUUUUUGACAAUUCCACCCUAACCAUCCAGCCUAACAUUUUGUAUCUCACAUGGGAGUUUUACAAUUUAAAUUCAGCUGAUAAUCAAACUAAUCUAGUAACAAUGAUUGCAAAACCUGCUGCUUUUCAAAAAGAACACCACCUGGUUCACAAAUGUUCUUUGGGAACAAAUGCACUAAUUUUACCCGUUUGCCGUAUGUGACUGCAAUCCUAAACCAUAUGGUUGGCACUUAAACGUCUUUUAAAAUGGUCUGAGAAGCCACGGUUUAUGGGCAAUUAAGGAUGGGCAAUAAAUAUUAGUGUUGCCAACAAUACCCCAGAUCCCAAAAUACCCACACCUGAACCUUCUUUCCUGAUCCUUAGUCACCCCCUAGUUCAUCCUUCACCAGUUAGGGAAUCGAGUAUAAAUGUUGGGGCGUCAUGUUACAGUUGUACGAGACAAUGGUGAGGCUGCACUUGGGAGUAUUGUAUUCAGUUUGGUCACCCUCGUAUAGAAAAUAUGUUGUUAAGAUGGAAAGAGUGCAGAAAUGUACGAGGAUGAUUCAUGAAGGGAAUAGAUAGGGUGAAUGCACAGAGGCUUUUUCCCAGGGUUGGGGAAACAAGCACUAGAGGGCAUAGGUUUAAGGUAAGAGCAGAGAGAUUUCAUAGGAAGCUGUGGUGCUGGGCUGAGUCCACUGCUCCCUGCAGGCUCUUGUGUACUGACUUUGCCUUACCAGGCCACGAUGUAAACAGAUCCCACUCAGUCUCCUCCCUACCAAACAGAUUUUUUUUUUAAGUCUCUCCACCUAACUCAUCCCCCAUCCGUACAGUUGUUCUAAUAGAUCUCUCUAAAGCUUUCACAUCUUUCCCAAAGCAUGGAGGAAUGAGACAUAGAGUGCAAUGACUUGUGGAGAGCUGCAAGGGAUGAUUUCUCUGCUUCUCUAAUCAUUCUGAGGAUUUCCCAGCAGUGUGCCAAAUCCGAGCCAACCUAAGCCUCGACUGAGCCACCACAAAUGUCCCUGCUUCCCAAGUUAGAAGAGUAUCAGACACUAUUUUAUUGUCAUACAGCAUGGAAUCAGGCCAUUAGUUCAACUCGCCCGAUCUAAGCAAGUCCCAUUUGGCCCAUAUCUCUCUAAACAUUUCCAAUCCAUGUACCUGUCUAACUCUCUUUUAACUGUUGUCACUGUCAACAGUUGAUUGCAUGCCUGUUUGCUUGCUCUAAAUUUUAGCAUUCUGUUUUUCAAGUCAUACACCAUUGUAAUAGGGACCUUCGGCCAAAUUCAUCCACGCCAACCAUGCUGCCUCAUCUAAGUGAUUCCCAUCUUCCCAUGUUUGGCCCAUAUCCCUCUAAACCCGUCCAAAUGUCUUUUAAAUGCUACCUCCUCUGGCAACUUGUGCCAUAUACCCACCAUCCUAUGUAGAAAAAGUUUCCCCCUCAGGUUCCUAUUAAAGCUUUCCUCUUUUUCCUUAAAUCUAUUUCCUCUAGUUCUUGAUUCUCCUACUCUGGAUAAAAUACUUUGUGCAUUCACCCUAUCUAUUCUAUUCCCCUCGUUGUUUUAUGUACAAUUUGUUUGUCGUUUCAUCUCAUUGAGCAUUGGCGGAGAGUGUGUGUGCGUGCUCUCACAAAUUGCCUGCUAACAUGGACCUGUGCCGGUCACUGCUUGUAGAAAUGAUGUACAUCAAAUGCUUUGGAAAGCUCUUAGAGCUUCCUGGUGCUUCCUGUAAACAAAAAGUAUUGCUCGUCUCUGAACAGUUGGGCCAUUGAAAGACUUUGUCUUCAAAGUUGUAACUUUAUGUAGUAACUGUGUGUUCCGAACAGUGUGCUGUCAGCUGAAACAAUGACAUAGCAUUAUGA
Amblyraja radiata (thorny skate) is the source of this 7023-nucleotide messenger RNA. It is a transcript of the gene chpf2, whose product is annotated as chondroitin polymerizing factor 2. Gene Ontology annotation, molecular function: glucuronosyl-N-acetylgalactosaminyl-proteoglycan 4-beta-N-acetylgalactosaminyltransferase activity. The record is from RefSeq and is a predicted model, not a curated record. Lineage: Eukaryota; Metazoa; Chordata; Chondrichthyes; Rajiformes; Rajidae. Gene Ontology annotation, cellular component: Golgi cisterna membrane. The transcript is spliced from 4 exons. The coding region runs from base 1566 to 3851 and encodes 761 amino acids.